AUGCGUCUGCUUCAACUCUCUCUUAAGCUAAGCACCGUGUCAGAAGACCAAUGUGCUAUCAAAUAUCAUAUGCAACACCUACGCCGAUAUAUGGAAGCACACCGCCAGAGAUGGGAUGGUAUCGAUCGUGUGCUUAGCAAGCUCAAUGCACUUGGGCCUCCGAAUGUCAGCGGAACGGACUCCCCAGCACCAGCUAUGAAACCGAGUUGGGAUCUAGCCAGCAUGUCUCAUGGCGUCACGCACCGUCUCUUUCGAAAGUACUUGACAUCUUACUUGAGGCUUGGCACUGCUUACAACCUGUGCAUUUCUAACAGCACAGCGACAUAUCCUCAGGAUUUGCCACCUAUAUUGAGGAGCGACCAUUGCGAUUCUACACCAACGACCGAAAUGCUGGUAGCUGGCGAUGCGAGCGAGCGAUUCGAGCCAGGAGAUGAGUUCACCAGUUACGAUCACGACGGUGAACAGCACGGCGAAUGGCGAUGGGACAGAUUGUUCUUUCACGAUGCAUUGCUCGGUGAUCUGGACGAUUCCCUGGGUACCUACGCGACUUGGUGA
This is a messenger RNA of Cercospora beticola, 555 nucleotides long. RefSeq lists its product as uncharacterized. NCBI's taxonomy places the organism in Eukaryota, Fungi, Ascomycota, Dothideomycetes, Mycosphaerellales, Mycosphaerellaceae. The record is from RefSeq and is a predicted model, not a curated record.